GAGGGGCAUCAGAAGAUACAACUUGUUGGCAAAUUAUUUCCCCUGAGUGAACUCUGGUGGGAGUGUAUGUUGAUGACGUGGCUCGCUGACAAAUUCCGCUGCCUAUGAAAAAUUGACUUUGUGCAGUAGAGUACAUCACGCUGUAAAUGUCGCUAGUUACAUCAACACAGAGCAUGACACCAAUUUGAAAUGACUGCAGGAUGUUUUCUAAACAUGUGAACAUACAGCUAUGUUUUCUUCACGUAAUCAAUUAUGAAGGCAGGUGCAAUUUAUACAGGCAGAGAAGAAGCUAAGUAAUGUAAGAACUGAAAAUACAAGCUCGUCAUCAGACAUGGAGCUCUUUAUUCUAGAGGGAGAAAUAGUUACUUGGAGACAAAAUUGCCAAACAACUUUGUUUUACUUCCAGAGCAUUAACUUUAACAAAGUUUAAUCUCUGGCAACCAGAAGAAUAGGAGUUAAGGCCUGCACACCAGGGCAGAAUUAAGAUGCCUCAAACUCCAAGCCUGCUUUUUGGGCUGGCAAUAGCCACUGGGAAAUGUGCGGGUGUUCCUGCUGUAUUUACUGCGUCACCUGUUCUUUUAAUAAGUGGAAGGAGGAAGUUGCCAGGUUGCGUACAGAAAUACAUUCCUGCUGGAAGCCAGCUGGUGGAAAGCCACCUUUGGGUGGGGAAACAUGAGUUUGCCUGGCCAUGUGGAAGAGAGGACCAGGAGUCUUGUUUUAGAGCUGCAGAUUGUAGGUCAUGUCCUCAGUGCAGCAAAGGAUUUUUGUCUUUUUUUUUUUUUUUACCAUGGAAAUUGCCAGCUGGGAUGCUGAAGCCACGAUGGUGCUGGGCCUGGGAAAUGCGCCACAGACUCCCAGGAGGGAAGCGUGACCCAGCCAAAGGCUGGAUGCUACUGGAACAGCUCACACAGGAUUUGUCAGAGGGCCAAGGAAAUGUGUGUCAGGCGUCGGUCAUUUUUGCACUGUCCCAGGUCUUCCACCCCUGGGAAGAGCUGACAUGACUGGUCUUCGCCCUAAGUUAUGUUCUGCUUAGGGCUGUGGUGUUGGAUUUAUGGCAUUUGGACUACACUUGUUUUCCAAAAGUCUUGUCUGGAAGUGCCCGGGGACCAGUCUGCACUGCUGGUGAUGCCUGGCUGGCUGAGUCUCCCCCAGGAGGGGAAAGCUGCGGUGGCUAUGUUGAGCUCCAGUGGGCACCACGGUGUUGGCAGCAGCAUGAUAGGUAUCCUGCUGCUCUGCAAACCACCCCGCACUCCUCGCUCUGCUGCCUUCGGAGCCCGCACGGCACGGAGAAUCUCGGUUGAGCGUCCUCUGCCCUCCCCCCCGAGCCAGUCCUGAGGCAGCCCCGAUCCUCGCACACCCGAGCGCAGACGCGCCUCUGCCCCCGCGGCCGCCCCGUCGCGGCGCAGUGCCGGUGCUCGCCGGAGGCGAGAGGCAGCCGGCAGGGCGGAGGCAGACGGCGGGCGGAGCAGCUCCUCCGCUGGUCGCGGAGCUAAAAGAGCAGCGCGGAGCGGAGCGCAGCGGAAACCAUGGGAAACCGUGUCACCCGCGAGGACUUCGAGUGGGUCUACACGGAACAGCCCCACACGCAGCGCAGGAAGGAGAUAUUGGCAAAGUAUCCAGAAAUCAAGACUCUCAUGGGACCAGAUCCACACUUAAAGUGGAUUGUAUCUGGAAUGGUUUUCCUGCAGUUUCUAGCAUGCUACCUGGUAAAAGACUUAUCUUGGAAAUGGAUUUUUUUCUGGGCUUAUGCUUUUGGGGGUUGCAUCAACCACUCACUGACCCUAGCCAUCCAUGAUAUUUCGCACAACGUCGCCUUUGGGAAUAAGCAGACCAAAUGGAACCGAUGGUUUGCAAUCUUUGCCAACUUGCCUAUUGGCAUCCCUUAUUCUGCUUCCUUCAAGAAAUACCACAUCGACCAUCAUCGGUAUCUUGGUGGGGACAGCCUGGAUGUGGACAUUCCCACAGACUUUGAAGGAUGGUUUUUCUGUACGCCGCUUCGGAAACUGCUUUGGCUUUUCUUCCAGCCUCUGUUCUACAGUCUGAGACCACUGUAUGUGAACCCCAAAGCAAUUACACAGAUGGAAAUUUUUAAUGCUCUUGCCCAGUUUUCCAUAGACCUUAUAAUUUAUUACCUUUGGGGGCUCAAACCUAUUAUUUAUUUAAUAGCAGGUUCAAUUCUUUGCAUGGGUUUACAUCCCAUUUCUGGACACUUCAUAGCUGAACACUACAUGUUCUUAAAAGGGUAUGAGACAUACUCUUAUUAUGGACCUCUGAACUGGCUCACCUUUAAUGUAGGCUACCACAUGGAGCAUCAUGACUUCCCCAGCAUUCCCGGAUGCAGAUUGCCAAUGGUGAAGAAGAUUGCAGCAGAAUAUUAUGAUAACCUUCCACAUCACCAGUCCUGGAUUCGGGUUCUGUGGGACUUCGUUUUUGAUGACACAAUUGGUCCUUAUUCAAGGGUUAAGAGACUGUGCAAGCUGGCAAAAGAAAGCUAACAGACUAGCUCUGCCAGCUGCAUUGGUGU
Molecule: messenger RNA, 2524 nt
Organism: Pezoporus flaviventris
Lineage: Eukaryota; Metazoa; Chordata; Aves; Psittaciformes; Psittacidae
Gene: DEGS2
Product: delta 4-desaturase, sphingolipid 2
Exons: 4
Coding region: 1527-2495 (322 amino acids)
Biological process (GO): ceramide biosynthetic process; sphinganine metabolic process
Cellular component (GO): membrane
Molecular function (GO): sphingolipid delta-4 desaturase activity
Source: RefSeq, a predicted model, not a curated record